This is a messenger RNA of Rhipicephalus sanguineus (brown dog tick), 2585 nucleotides long. RefSeq lists its product as uncharacterized. The record is from RefSeq and is a predicted model, not a curated record. Gene Ontology annotation, molecular function: triacylglycerol lipase activity. NCBI's taxonomy places the organism in Eukaryota, Metazoa, Arthropoda, Arachnida, Ixodida, Ixodidae. The transcript is spliced from 9 exons. Gene Ontology annotation, biological process: triglyceride catabolic process; lipid homeostasis. Gene Ontology annotation, cellular component: lipid droplet; cytoplasm; membrane. The coding region runs from base 1 to 2175 and encodes 724 amino acids.
AUGAUACCUGCCGACGAACCCAAUGGUCAGUGCAGGGUAGUCAACCUGGCAUUUCAUUUCCUUUUCUACCUCGUUUGUUUGUUCGUUGGCUUGGUCUCUUUAACCACGUUGACUUUCUCUCUCUCCUCUAUCGCAGGCGAGACGACGACGUACGUCCUACGCGUGGCGGUACGUGCCCGCCAGCGUGCCCUGGGUCCCCUGCACCCGGGCUUCGACAUCAACGGCAUCAUCCACGACGGCCUGUGCAAGCUGCUGCCGGAGAACGCGCACAAGAUGUGCAGCGGACGACUGCACGUCUCCCUCACGCGGGUCUCCGAUGGCAAAAACGUGCUGCUGUCGCAAUUCGAGUCCCGGGAACACCUCGUCGAGGCGCUGAAGUGCAGCUGCUUCAUACCCUUCUACUCCGGCCUGAGGCCUCCGAAAAUUAACGGAGUGGCGUACAUGGACGGCGGCUUCAGCGACAACCAGCCGUCGCUGGACGAGAACACGGUGACCGUGUCGCCGUUCGCUGGCGACAGCGACAUCUGCCCCAUCGACGACUCCUACAACCUAACGCAGAUCAACUUCAGCAACACCAGCAUAUCGAUAUGCCCGGGAAACUUAUACAGGGCGGCCCGUAUCUUCUUUCCCCCCGACCCCGAGAUACUGAGCCGAAUGUGUCAGCAGGGCUUCGACGACGCUGUUCGUUUCCUGCAGAAGCACACCAGCGUUCGGAUGCUGAAAUCAGACAUGAUCUCCUGCACCAGCUGCUUGGCAGUGCAGUCAAGUUUCGUGAUGGCGGCGCCCGAGGCGAGCCCCGACCUGAGCACCGACUCGGACGCCGAGCAGGCGUGCGACAACUGCCACAGCUGCAAGCAGCGUCAGCAGUUGGCCCUCACUGACAGCCUGCCCGAAACUAUCGUCAGAGCUAUCCAGGAUGCGUCUGACCAGCUGAACAAAGGAGUGAUCAACUGGCUCUUCAGACACCGCCCUAUGAAGCUCCUCUCCAUACUGACCAUUCCAUACGUGCUGCCCAUCGACAUCACCAUCGUCGUUAUUUGCAAGAUGUGGCAACUGCUGCCAAAGAUGCGGCGGGAAAUCCGCCGCCGGCUCAUGCGCACCGUGGGCGUGGCGCGCGACUUCACCUCCAAGCUGCAGAGCAAGCAUCCGCUGUACAGCGCGCGCUUCUCCUGCCAGCUCAACAUCACCGAGUUCAACUACACGCCGGACGAACCGGAGCCUCGACCGAAGACACCGACGGGCCCGCCGCCGCGUCGGGUGCCGGCCCCGAUGCUGAGGCACGACCUGCGCAGCCGCAGCCUCGAAGACCUGGUUCGCGGCAACCCCAGACUGCAGCAGCGCCAACGCGUGCUGCAGCGCAAGUCGUCCUACGCGGGCAUGGCGCUGCCCCGACGUACAGGCAGCGAGGACACCACCGUGGUCAGCUCGCUCAACUUCGGCUUCACCAUGAACUUAUCGGGAAGCGGCGGCGGCACUACCACCGGCGCGACCGCCGCGGGACCGCAGGGCGCCGUGGUCGGAGGACCCGUGGAACGCUGUCGCAGGCAGAGCGUCGUCGAGGCGUUGCGGACCCUGAGCGAGGACCGCGAGGAAGACGCCACGGUGGACGCCAUAGCGCUCACCAACCAGGCGCUCAACUGGGAGAAGGAGUGCAUCGAGCGAUGCCAGAGCAAGGAGGACGCCGACAAGCUGGAACACAUCCUGGACGUGACUCAGCAGAAGGACGCACUCAUGGCCUUCUACUACACGGACUCGACGACGCACCGGGUCCGCGUCACCGAGAUCUUCAACGUCACCGACACGGCGCCCAACUCGAGGGCCUCGUCUCCGCGUCGACCACGAACGGAGACGGAGGCGCGCAGAAGAGGCGACUGUAUGGUGGACACGUCCGGACCUGCGAGCUCCCGAAGGACGCCGCCGCUCCUGAGGAUGUCUCCGGUGGACGAAGGGACACCCACCAGUCCCGGGCAGCCGCCGUGCUUCGACGAGGGCCCGUCGACCGCGUCGUCGUCUUUGACGUCGUCGCCGUCUACGACGGGGAACGCGUGGAAUUCAUCGGCCGAGUACGCCGACGAUUCGUCGUCGCCUUCGACGUCCGGAGCGUCUUUCAACUGCGAGCACAAGGUGCCCCGCAGAAAGAACUCCGUCGCGUUCGUCACCUGUGGAACUCGCUGAAUUCGUCGGUUGUGUGCGCUGGCAACUUAUCCUCGGCGUCUGAUGGACUGAAGCCUCCAACGCUGACCGACUGGCAGGCGAAGCCUUCGGUCGAGUUCGUCAGCUGUGAAACUCGGUGAUUGAACACCUGUGCGUGCAGUAUGCCAAACUGUAUAAUGUAACCAUGGCGCCACAAAUAUGUGCCACAUUCUGAUUUAUGAUCUUAGCGUCUUGCUGUUUUUCUGCAGGAGCAAAGAAACACUCGUUAUAUGCAUUUUUAUUUAUACAGUCGUGCGUGAGGAAGUGCACGUUAAAUGUUUUUUUUUUCUUCUUCUUCUCGUUGUACUGCGAAGGACUCGAUGUACUUAUACAGUGAAUGACUUCUGGAACUCAAGGGAAUGUACUGUACACCCGAGUGACUUUUUUUACAU